This is a messenger RNA of Knipowitschia caucasica, 2832 nucleotides long. Lineage: Eukaryota; Metazoa; Chordata; Actinopteri; Gobiiformes; Gobiidae. The record is from the annotation of a GenBank genome assembly.
AUGGCACAGGCGCUAAAAGUGUAUGCUCGUCGGCACCCAGAUGCAGAUUUUGCAGCGCUGCGAGAGGAGGCGCUGUUGUUGGACUCUGAAUAUGGCAGCUCUGCAUCAGAGGUAACGUGCUCCAUUGUCAAUAAUAAGUCUAGUUUUUCAAAGGAACCAUAUUCGGACUGGAAGGAGACCCUCAAGCGUGACAUAAUGGAGGAAGUGAAGGCUGAGAUGAAGGGAUUGGCACAGGAACUAAUAAGGGAGCUCAAACCUCACUUGUCACCGGUUGCAACCGCCGCAGAGCCGCCAGUAACACCCCGGAGCUACUACCGAUCACCCCCACGCAACCAACGGGAUGAACGAGGGCACGUGCGGCUGUCUGGUGGGCGGGCCUUCACUGUCCCUCCUAACAGCGAGCUGCUUGUGUGGGGUAAAACCCGGAUGGGCCCUGACGGCGCAGACUACUGUGCCCUGGUCGAGGCACUGCCAAAUGCUGGCGAAGUGGGUGUGGCCCGAACCAUCGGAGUGGUAAGAAACGGCAGAAUCCCAAUACGUGUCUGUAACCCACAUCCUUACAGCUGGACAAUAGGCCGCUAUCAGAAACUUGGACGCCUUUACCAAAUUGAUUCUGCUGAUGUGCACGGCCCUGACGAUGUGAGCCUGUCUCUGGAGGAAGAUGGGGUGGUUGAAGUGGCCCUGGUCCACACCACACCUGACCCUGGACAACAUGGCCUCCCCGAGGAGGUGAGAAACCUAUCUAACCGAACUGACUUGUCUGAGCAGCAGCAGGAAGAGCUUGGUGCGCUUUUGCAAAAAUGGGAGAAGGUCUUCGCAAAGCACGAUGAGGACUUCGGCCGGACCAACGCAGUACAACAUCGCAUCCACACGGGUGAUUCUGCGCCUACCAGAGAAAGGUACAGACCGCUUCCACCCUCGCUCUACAAAGAGAGAACACAGACUGAGAAGCUGGCAGCUACACCAAGGCGGGUAUUCCUCAGGACAGCGGUCAAUCUAUUUCAUUGCAGACGGUUUUGUGUGGACAGGAAUGCUCUGAUACCAGAGUCUACAAGAACAAUGAAAUACAUCCUGGUCACUGGCGGCGUCAUCUCUGGCAUCGGAAAAGGCAUUAUCGCAAGUAGCGUGGGAACUAUUUUAAAGUCGUGCGGCCUCCAUGUCACUGCUAUAAAGAUUGACCCUUACAUCAACAUAGAUGCUGGAACCUUUUCACCGUAUGAACAUGGGGAGGUUUUUGUGCUUGACGAUGGAGGCGAGGUGGACUUGGAUCUCGGGAAUUACGAAAGGUUCCUGGACAUCCGACUGACCAGAGACAACAACCUGACCACAGGGAAGAUCUACCAGUCGGUCAUCAACAAGGAGAGGAGGGGAGACUACCUCGGAAAAACAGUACAAGUGGUUCCACAUAUAACAGAUGCCAUUCAGGAGUGGGUUGUGAAGCAGGCCAAAGUCCCUGUUGAUGACGAUGGCGUGGAACCUCAAGUUUGCGUAAUAGAGUUGGGAGGAACUGUUGGAGACAUCGAGAGCAUGCCUUUUAUUGAGGCCUUCAGGCAGUUCCAGUUUAAAGUCAAGAGGGAGAAUUUCUGUAACAUCCACGUCAGCUUGAUACCACAGCCAAGUGCAACGGGGGAGCAGAAGACCAAACCCACCCAGAACAGUGUCCGAGAGCUGAGAGGACUGGGCCUGUCUCCUGAUCUGAUAAUGUGCCGUUGCACCACCGCUUUGGAGACUUCUGUCAAAGAAAAGAUUUCAAUGUUCUGCCAUGUUGCCCCAGAGCAGGUGAUUUGUGUCCAUGAUGUCUCCUCCAUCUACAGAGUGCCCUUGUUGCUGGAGGACCAGGGGGUGGUGGGCUACCUGAGCCGCAGGCUCAACAUGCCCAUUGAGACCCGCCCCAGAAAGAUGCUCACCAAGUGGAAGGAGAUGUCUGACAGAUCGGACAGGCUCCUAGAACACUGUUCCAUAGCCUUGGUGGGAAAGUACACAAAGUUUUCUGACUCUUAUGCCUCUGUUAUUAAGGCAUUGGAGCACUCGGCUCUGUCCAUUAGCCACAAGCUAGAAGUCAAAUAUAUAGACUCUGCAGCUCUUGAGCCUAGUACUUUACAAGAGGAACCAGUGAAAUACCAUGAUGCCUGGCAAAAGCUGUGCAGCGCUGAUGGCAUUCUGGUUCCGGGAGGUUUUGGUGUCAGAGGAACUGAGGGCAAGAUACACGCUAUCGGCUGGGCCAGGAAACAGAAGAAGCCUUUCCUCGGUGUUUGUUUAGGAAUGCAGUUAGCUGUGUGUGAAUUUGCCAGGAACACACUUGGAUGGAAAGAUGCAAACUCGACAGAAUUUGACCCAGAGUCCAAACAUCCAGUGGUAAUCGAUAUGCCAGAACACAAUCCUGGUCAAAUGGGAGGCACAAUGAGAUUGGGGAAAAGAAGAACUAUCUUUAAAACUAACAACAGUAUUUUGCGGAAGCUCUACGGUGAUGUAGAAUAUGUUGAAGAAAGGCACAGGCAUCGUUUUGAGGUCAAUCCAGAGCUGAAGAGCCACUUUGAGGAGAAGGGUUUCCGGUUCGUAGGUCAGGAUGUUGAAGGCGAGCGAAUGGAAGUAAUUGAACUGGAUGAUCACCCAUAUUUUGUUGGAGUGCAGUAUCACCCGGAGUUCACCUCUCGUCCAAUCAAACCAUCACCACCGUAUCUUGGAUUACUAUUGGCGGCAGCAGGGAGGCUCCCAGGCUACUUGCAGAAAGGCUGCAGAUUGUCCCCACGAGACACAUACAGUGACCGAAGUGGGAGCAGCACACCAGACUCUGAAAUCUCAGAGUUGAAGUUGCCUUCAAUUUCUAAUUAA